Glarea lozoyensis ATCC 20868 is the source of this 939-nucleotide messenger RNA. Its product is annotated as Concanavalin A-like lectins/glucanase. Gene Ontology annotation, molecular function: hydrolase activity, hydrolyzing O-glycosyl compounds. Gene Ontology annotation, biological process: glucan catabolic process. NCBI's taxonomy places the organism in Eukaryota, Fungi, Ascomycota, Leotiomycetes, Helotiales, Helotiaceae. The transcript has a single exon. The coding region runs from base 1 to 939 and encodes 312 amino acids. The record is from RefSeq and is a predicted model, not a curated record.
AUGUAUAAAACAAUCUUCACAACUGUGCUCUGCGCAGCAUUUGCAAAUGCUGCGACAUACAAGCUUGCCGACUCUUUCGACAAGACGAACUUCUUCGACGGCUUCGAAUUUUUCAGCCAAACUGACCCAACGAACGGGUUGGUCAAAUAUGCCAACAUGCAAUUAGCAAAUACCUCGUCACUUGCAGGUUACGCAGGGGAAUCGGUCUUCAUCGGUACUGAGUCAACUCCCGGCGCUCCUCCUAGCAGCGUACGCCUCGAGUCAGUGAAAGCAUGGAAGAAAGGUCUCUUCAUCGCCGAUAUCAAACACAUGCCCGGUAGCGCAUGUGGGGUAUGGCCUGCCUUUUGGACGUUCGCCCAAGAUAAAGAAUGGCCAAAUGGAGGUGAGAUCGAUAUCAUCGAGAACAUUAGCAUGGCUAGCAAUAACAGCGUCACCCUACACACUUCUGCUGGUUGUAACAUGGAUUCCAAAGGCUCGGCACCAGUAGCAAAACUCCAGCUGCCCGAUUGUCUGGGCGAGGGCAACACAGGCUGCUCCAUUCACUCGAACGUUCCGAACUCAUUCGGUACCGAUUUCAACAACAUUGGCGGAGGUGUGUACGCAAUGGAGUGGACAUCUUCCUCCAUCUCGGUCUAUUUCUUUCCUCGGGCAUCCAUCCCAGCUGAUAUUGCAUCUGGGAAGCCGGAUCCCUCGAAAUGGGGCGCUCCUCAAGCAAAAUUCGUAGGAAACACUUGCGAUAUCGACAAGUAUUUCUCAUCCCACAAGAUCAUCUUCAACACAACAUUCUGUGGUGAUUGGGCAGGCAAGAAGUGGAAGGAUAAUGCAUCGUGCGCGGUCAAAGCGGAGACUUGUGAUGCCUAUGUCAAGAACAACCCAAAAGCUUUUACUGAAGCUUACUGGUUGAUUAAUUCUGUCAAGGUUUAUCAGACUUCUGCUUGA